AUGAUGCGCUGCACGGUAGUGUGGUGGGCCUCGCUCGCGCUUGCAGCAUGGCGCCCGCUGGUCGCCUCGGCGCUUCCGACCGACGAGCGUGAGCUCACGAGAUGGACCUUCCGCAAUGGCAACGGGUCCAUUGCGAUCCACAACGCUACGGUCCCCGGGGCAUCUCACGUGCAUCUUUGGUCGGCAGGCCUCAUUCCCGACCCGCACGAGCGCUACAAUGAGCGCGCGCUCGCGUGGGUCGCCGCCGAAAUGUGGCACUACGAGACGACGUUUGAGCUUCCGGAGCGCCGACCAUGCCACCUCCGCGCCGCCACGAUCGACGGACCCGCGACGCUCGUUCUCAACGGCGUUCCGGUCGCCGCAACCGCCAAUUCGUUCCUAGCGUAUGCAUUCGACCUCACCGCCUACGUUCGCGCGGGCAGCAACCAUCUUUCGUUUGUCUUUGAACCGCCGCUGGCCUACACGGCGCGCCUCGCGGCCGCGUAUCCGUACUACGUCCCGGCGACAGUCAACCCCAACACGUGGGCAGAGCCAACGCACCGCCCGUUUCUGCGCAAGGCCGGCAGCGACUUUGGCUGGGACUGGGGCCCCGCCUUUGUGCCCGUGGGGCUCGCAGGUCCUGUGCAUCUCGUGCUGCCGUCCGCUUGCACCGCCCGACUCGACGACUACACGGUCGACCAGACGCACGCGCCCGACAUGUCGUCUGCGCAUCUGGUGUUCCGUGGCUUUGUCGACGGCUUCUGCAACGAUACGGCAUUGGCACUGCAUGUGCGCCUCGGCAACGCCACGGUCGCCGUGGCCGUCGCUCCAUCGACGUUGACGCCGGCGCAUCUCGAGGCGACGUACACGCUUCGACACCCAGAGUUAUGGUGGCCUAACGGCUACGGGCGUCCACACCUGUACGACGUCGAACUCAUCUUGGCGACGACGUCGGGCACCCGCCUCGACGCCCGCCGAGGUCAACUGGGCAUCCGCUCCAUUGUGCUCGACCAGUCGCCCGCCAUUCCGCGCGGCCAUCACUUCCGCUUUGUCAUCAACGGUCGGCGCAUCUUUGUGCGCGGCGCCAACUGGGUGCCCUCCAACGUCUUCCCGACGACGACGAUGCACGCCACGCUUGCGCACCUCGUCACGAGUGCAACGACCGUGCACAUGAACAUGGUGCGCGUCUGGGGCGGUGGCCGGUACGAGUCGGACGCCUUCUACGCCUUCUGCGACGCCCACGGCCUCCUCGUGUGGCAAGAACUCAUGUUUGCCUGCGCUGCGUACCCGCGGGACGACUCGUUUCUGGCGACCGUGGCGGACGAAGUGCGGUAUCAAGUCCGACGACUGAACAAGUUUACGAGCAUCGUGGUCUGGGGCGGCAACAAUGAGAACGAGUCGAUCAUGGACCAGUUUGCCAACGGCUGGUUCCUACCGGACGGCUACGUCUUUAACCGAGACCGCGCCGUCACCGACUAUGUCAAGGUAUUUGUCGACACGGUGGCGCCCAUCGUCCUGGCCGCCGACCCCGGCCGUCCGUUUCUCGACUCGUCACCGUCCAACGGCGUUUUGAGCACGUCUCCGUACGUCAAGCGCUGGGAAAACACGUCCUCGGUCGACGACGGUGACGUCCACUACUACAACAUUGUCCGAGACUGCAUGGACUGGACGCAGUACCCGGCGGCGCGCUUCGUCUCGGAGUUUGGCUUCCAAUCGAUGCCGUCGGCGGUGGCGUGGGCGACGGUCACCGACGCAAGCGACUGGGCGACGACCGACGCCAUGCGCGCGAUGCUCGCCUUUCGCCAACGGUCGCCCAACGGCACCGAGCACAUCCAACACCAGCUCGACUUGCAGUUUGCCUCGUUGCCGACGACUGGAUCCGUGGCCGAGCGGCUGCGCGCGUACACGUGGCUCACGCAGGUGCAGCAAGGGCUCUGCUACGCGACGGCCAUUGGCACGUGGCGGCGUCUCGGGGCGACCGGCGUGCUCUACUGGCAGCUCAACGACGUCUGGGUGGGUCCGAGCUGGUCGAGCAUCGACGUUUAUGGGCACUGGAAAGCGCUCCAUGCGAUGGUCAUCGCCCCGUUUGCGCCCCAAGCGAUUGUUGUCCACGAAGACGCGACCUCGGGAAGUAUCUCGGCGACGAUCGUGAGCGAUGUCAACGCAACCACGUCGGUGCGCGUCUCGCUCUAUCGGUUCUCCGCUGCCGCCAUCCCGCUACAGGUGCUUGAUACAACGGUGGCCGUGGAUUCCGAGAUGGCGGUGGUGGCGUGGCAUGCCGACAACGUGACGGACCUCUUGGCGACCCACGACUGCAACCGCGCGGCGUGCUUCCUCACGGUCGCCAGCCCAUCGGUGGACGAUGAGGUGUAUCACUUUUUUCGACCGUUUAAGGACCUCCCGCUGCUGCCAGCCGUCGUUGUCACGACGGUUGUCGAGGCGAAUGCGACGUCGUGGUCGUUCCAAGUCUCUUGCGCGUCGGGUCACCUUGCCUUGUUUGUGACACUCGAGACCGCAGUCGUCGGGCAGUGGAGUGCAAACGUGAUGCACCUGCGCCCAGGGAGCUCGCGUCUUGUGGUAUUCUGGCCGGCGACGCCGGCGCCACUCGCACCGGUGACGACGACACAUCUCUUUGACGCGUACACGCCAACGACCCACGACACGAGUGUUGACUAAGAC
Messenger RNA from Saprolegnia parasitica CBS 223.65, 2658 nucleotides. RefSeq lists its product as hypothetical. The transcript is spliced from 7 exons. The record is from RefSeq and is a predicted model, not a curated record. The coding region runs from base 1 to 2655 and encodes 884 amino acids. Lineage: Eukaryota; Oomycota; Saprolegniomycetes; Saprolegniales; Saprolegniaceae. Gene Ontology annotation, molecular function: beta-mannosidase activity. Gene Ontology annotation, biological process: glycoprotein catabolic process; carbohydrate metabolic process.